AUGAGCAAAAUUCUUAAAGUAGUCGGAGCCUCCUGGCUGCAAACCAAAAUAAGCUCUUAUAUACUGGCUUUCCUUGGAAUUCUUGCUAUUUUAGCGCUCUUCUUUGGACAAUUUGAAAGGAUCCAAGGGGAUGGAAAUUACGCAGCAACUGUUUUCUAUUCAGACAAAACUGGAUAUCGAAUUGAAUACUGGGGUGAGAGCAAUGAGCUCAAGGAUAUAGCACGGGGUGUAGCUCGUGCGUACUUCAGAGGAGAUAUAGAAACAAACGGGUGGUCUUUGUUAGAAGUUGAAACAGAUGGUUCUUAUCCAGACGAAAUCCAAGCUUACGCAGCCGGCAUAGUUGAAGGUGCUUUGACCUGGUACCUUAUUCACAUGCAUUUAGAGAACACCAUACGAGCGAAAUGCGAAGACCAGCCAUUGGAGAAGAACUGCGAUAAAUUAAGAGACGCUUUGGACAAGUCAGCGAAUAUUUGGAAAUAUUACGCGGACGAACGAGCUCCGGUUGAUCCGUUUUGGCAUCAUGUUUCGUUAUACUACACCCAGAUCAGAGGAAUUUAUACCGGCUGGAAAUAUGGUAUAGAGAAAAGCAUGCUGGAAUAUGAGACAGAUAUAUCUGAUUUGUAUUGGUUGAACGCUGUGGGUGAGGUAGAAGAAAUUCAGCACAAAUUAAACAUUAGUAUGGAAGACUCUGUUUUUGAGGAAUUGCCCAGUUUAUCAAGCUCUUUCGUCAAGGUAGUGAAUGAAUCAGAGGACGGUUCAAUUAAAAGGCUGUUUGUAGCACAAGACUCGGCUGGAAGUUAUUCGUCAAUGACAAGGAUUAUGAAGAGAUACAAACUUAAUUAUCACGUAACUUCACGAGACUCGACGCCGGCUCCGGGAAGUGACGUCGAGUUCACGGGUUACCCUGGCUCUGUGACCAGCCAGGAUGAGUUCUACGUCAUCAAAGGAGAUAACCACCGUCUGGCUGUCACUGGGACGCCGUUGAAGAUAUAUAAUAACAAACUAUGGAAGAAUGUCAACAUCACUGAACAGGUGCCAAUAGGUCCACGCAUAACAGCCGCCAAUCACCUUUCAUCAAACGUCAGUACCUGGGGCCAUACUAUAGCUAGAAGUAAUUCCGGCACCGCCUGCAAGCAGUGGCUUGUAGUGGACUUCAACAAGAUGAAGAACGUUAGCGAUAGACACAGCGAGAAAAACACCAUCACGGAAACCAUGCUUGAUGACGACACAAAACACACGGUUGUUCAUCGCGCCGGCACAGGUCGGGCGAAGGGCUUGAUAUGGCUGAUCGAGCAGGUCCCCGCUCGCACUCACUCCGCAGACAUCUCUGAAGCAUUCCUUGAGAAGACUUACUGGGCCACGUAUGGACUGCCAUUCUUUGUUGACAUAGCAAAUGUUACGCACACGACGAAAAUGGAAGAGCUCUUCGGAACGAUAUUCUCAGAGACAUCAUCACCAAGAGCAAUCAUUUUCCAAAAUGGUUAUAAAAAUGCGACAACUUUGGAGAGCGUUAUAAAAUUAAUGAGAACCAAUAACAUAACUGCGUACAACGAAACUAGAAACAAAAUAAACUGUAACGACGACAACAACUGUAUUCUUAAAGAAAGUGAACAUUGGAAUAUCCUGGGUCUAAGAGGGGACUUGUUUGAAAAACAUAAAGAAGCUUACGGAAUUAUUGAUACUAAAGUAGUGACCGCUGACUCAAAGGACUCGCUGGAUUUCGUUGCAAUAUCAAGUCCACAGUUUACUGAGACUAAAACGGAGAACGCGACAAAAAUAAACAAAGGGAAUUUAGCGUCCACUUAUACGGAUCAAUUCGAUGACGUGCCGGUCAUAAACGGUUUAGAAAUACGAGAUCUAAUAAAACAACAACAGGAGGAAGCGGAGAGAGAAACAUUAGAACUAUUGAACAAAGACGCGGUUAAACCAUUCCAGUGGUCUAAAAGCGAAUUUAAAGAUGACGCUCACGAAGGUUUACCGGACAUAUGGAACUUUGGUAUCUACAGGCCCAAUUGGUCCUGGUGA
Danaus chrysippus (African queen) is the source of this 2025-nucleotide messenger RNA. NCBI's taxonomy places the organism in Eukaryota, Metazoa, Arthropoda, Insecta, Lepidoptera, Nymphalidae. The record is from the annotation of a GenBank genome assembly.